AUGAAGCUUACUUCCUCGUUCGCGGCGCUCUCGAGCAUCAUCGUCAUCGCACUCUGCCUUGGAAAUGCGCAGGCCGACACGGUCACCACUCCACUUGGCUUGACACAAGUAGACGACAAGGGAGCUCCCAUCACACCUCUCACCUACCUCAACCACGAGCCCGCCUCCAAGGAGCUUUCGGAUGCAGCCAAGAAGGUCACCACUCCUCCACCCAUGAUCAAGCAAAAGCGUCUCGUUCCAUCUGCAAGCGACCAUCUCGAGCCCUUUGUCAAGCAGUUCACCAGUCAAGGUAUCUCGAUUCGUGAGCUUCGCAGCAGUUGGAUCCCAUCGCUUCCUUUGUUGGGUGCGCUCGAUAACGAGGGUGACCACACCAACGCAAAGCCUCCUGCCGAGGUCCCUGCUGUGGAAGUGCCCGCGGCUCAGAAGCGUCUGCUUGAUGUGCUCAAGUCACUUGACCUUCCCGACAGCGGCAGAGUGAUGCCUGCCAACCAGCAGACUCUUGGCCAGCGCACUUCUCACCCUCUCAACCGCCGUGCCGAUGAUCCUCUCAACCUGAACAUCCUGGGCAAGAAACCCACCGAGCUGCUCCCUAAGCUGCCCACAAAGCGUGACGACGCCUCGGGCAUCAACCUUUUCGGCCACGAGAUUCCCCUCGACGCCAUUGCCCUCCCCUCUCAGAAGCGUGAUGACAGUCCCGUUGAGCUUGGAUUGAAGACCGGUAACGAGCAAGACAUGGACCGCGCCAAGUCGUUCCUCGGUGGUUUGCUGCCCAUCAAGCGCGACACGAUCUCACCCGAGAACGUCGACCUGAGCAGCGUCAAGGGUCUUGGAGAGGGACUCGCUGCCAAGGGUGCUCAAAGUGCUGUUCCCCUUGCACUUUCGCCAGUCAAACAGGCCGCCAGCCCGGCUGUGCAGGGUAUCAAGACAGCCAACGCCCUCUGCACCUCGUUCGGCUGCCAGCAAGCUAUUCAGGGCGCCGUCGCUGGUGUGACCAAGGAGUUGCCCGUUCCUGUGCCCGUUGCUCGUGCCAACGGUUUGCUCAACAACGGUGCCUCCGUCUCUGGUGUCCCCGUCAAACGUGGUCAGGACCCUCUUAGCUCGACUGUCCUAGACACGAGCGACGUGGUUCGUGACAACAUCCUUGACCUCAAGACCCAGGCUGACAACGCUGCCGGUUCUUUCGUCAAGAACAUGUACAGCGAACACGGUCAAAUCGAGACCAAGCGUGCAUUGAACUUGCCCAGCUACAGCUUGUUGCCCGGCUCGGGCCCCGAGGCCAAGGAGGCUAUCGAAGAUGCCAAGAAUGUGGUCGACUUUGUCGGCUUGCCCGUUCGUCUUCCUGGCCUCAAGAGGAUGGCAAAGAUCGUCAAGCGCAGUGCCUAA
Messenger RNA from Ustilago hordei, 1383 nucleotides. RefSeq lists its product as uncharacterized. Bases 1 to 1383 code for a protein of 460 amino acids. The transcript has a single exon. The record is from RefSeq and is a predicted model, not a curated record. Lineage: Eukaryota; Fungi; Basidiomycota; Ustilaginomycetes; Ustilaginales; Ustilaginaceae.